CCCUCUCCCCCCCCCCCCUCUCUCUCCCCUCUCUCUCUCUGUGCUUCGGGGGAACAUGAGCGGCGGCGGCGGCGGCGGCGGCGGCGGCUCCUCUAGGGUUUCGAUCCCGGCCGACGCGAGGAAGAUGAUCCAGAACAUCAAGGAGAUCACCGGCAAGCAGCACUCGGACGAGGAUGUGUACGCGAUGCUCAAGGAUUGCUCCAUGGAUCCCGACGAGACCGCAGAGAAGCUCCUGUACCAAGACACAUAUCAUGAGGUCAAAAGCAGAAGAGAAAGGAGAAAGGAGAGUACAAAUGGAAGAUCACCGGAAUCCAAGUCAACAACAGACACUCAAGGACGAGGGGCUAGGGGAAACAGACAUCCUCGUUCGAACUAUGUCUCUUCUGGUGGUGGGAGGAAUAUGCUUGUUCAGAGGGACAAAAGAACUAGUAAUUCAGUGGAGAGAGUGCCCAAUCCUAUGUCUCCGCAGAUGAACAAAAACACUGCAGCGUCUCGUGCAACAAAGGCUUCCAAUAUGGUGCCAAAUGGAACUUCUCAUUUGUCUAAUGGGCUCUCUGCUCAAGUUCAUGCACCGAACUCUUCUGUUAAUGGCAGUCCCGGUGGUCCUGAUGUUAAGUCAGCUAUGGAUUUGAACACAGAGGGUUCGUUGCCACCAAUUUUUUCAACUGCUGAAAAUAAGCUGGGAAAUUCCAUGGUCGUUUCUGAUUCUGUGACCAUGGCAGAGGAAGGAAAGUCUGCAAUGAUGCCUGGCCAACUCCUGGUCUCUGCCACUUCAGCAUCUGCCUCUGAUAUUUCGUCUGUUUCAGAUCCUGUAUUGGCUCCAUCUGUUCCCUGGAAGUUAGGUGCAGAUUCAAUCAACAAUGAAAAAGCAAGUGACGAGAUGGUUCCGGUGGGUUCCACUUCCAAGGAAAAGUCUCUUGAUUCAGUUGUGGAAUUUUCCCAGGGUCAUUCGGCUCAGCUACCGCCGACGUCUAUGCUGACCAGGUCUGGAACUCCCAUGACCAAGUCAUCUUCAAAAGACGAUGACAACUCACAGCUAGAGGCCUGUGACCCAUUAGAAGUGGUUGCAUCUAAGGUUGCACUGGACAAAAGCAAAGCCAGCUCCCAUUCUCUCUCUAUGUCAAGUCUUUCUGAUGGUCAGCAUGUAAUUUUCCCGAACCAUUUUCAAGUAUCUGAAGCUUUCAAGAACAGUUUGACAUUUGGAAGCUUUGAUGCUUGUCUUGGAGGAAGAACAGAAAUCAUUGAUGCCAGUGGCACCGUAGGUGAUGAUAAAUCUAGUCUUGGUGUUGAAUCUUCUCAGGGAAGUGAUGUAACUGUACAGGAAUCUUCUCCGAGCAAUCAAAUUGGAAAUCUUGCUGAACAUCCUGAAGCUUCAGCUCAUGCCCUUGAGAAUGUGCAACCAUCUUCGGAGAACAAGGUUUUGAGCUUAAGUAACUCAAUGUUUGAUCAGGCCAAGCAAAAUUUGAGUUCUGAGGCCCCUCAAGAUCCUGUUGCUCAAGAUGUCCCCGGCAAUAAUAGCUUCGGCUUGAUGCCAUCCAUUCUGGGUACCCAGUUUGUGCAGCCCGAAGGACCUGAGGUUCAGGCACGGGAUGUUUCUCGACCAUCAAAUUUCAUGAAUGGGAAUGCUCCUGCUCUUUCUAGCCCGAGUCCAGCCACAACCCCAACUCCUCAGAGUACCGUAGCUGUGUCGCCGCAACCAGUUCCUAUUUUUAGGCAGCCAUAUCCUGUUAACUACUUCCCUUAUGGCCACUAUCUCCCUCCAUAUUACAUGCCACCAAUGCACCAACUUAUAGGUCACAAUGGAUUCACUCAACAGCCUUCAGCGGGAAAUUUAUAUCUACCUCCAGCUGUUGCUGCACAAGGGAUCAAGUACUCUUUCCCUUCAUUUAAACCAGGAUCCACCGCCCCUCCAAUCGGAAUACCCUCUGGAUAUGCAGCAUAUGGUUCUACUCCCAUAGGUUAUAACCCUAGUCCAGCUGUGACCUCUGGAACAUCGACUAUAAAUGAAGACCACGUGACUAAUCAGUUGAAGGAAAGUCAUCCCUAUUCAACUGCUCAACCGAAUGAAGGUUCUGCAGUUUGGAUUCCUCCUGUGAUAGGCCAAGAUUUGAGUAGCUUGCAAGUGAACCCUUUGUUCAGUCUUCCUCAGGGACCGCACGUCACCUUUUCACCGGCACAAGCUGGUCACGGCACCUUUGGAAUGCAUCAGCCAACGCAGACAAUGGCUGCUGCCCCAACCGUUCAUCCCCUUCUGCAGCAGUCUCAAUCCGGUUCAGUUGAGACGGCGGGACUCCCAACUGGUGCUUACCAGCAUGCCCCACAUAAUGCUCAGAUUAAUUGGAACGCUAAUUUCUGAACGGACAAGACUUUGACAGGGCAACAAUCAUUCAACUGUAUGAGUUUGUAUCGGAGAAAAGAUUCAAUGUCGACUCAUUGACCAGCCUGAGUGUAAAUACACAAAAGAGGUCGAGAUAUAUCGGGAGAACUACUUUGGAGGGGUUUUAAUCAGCUGACUAAUUUUAUUUCAAGGAAGGGGGUCUUUUCUUUCACUUUGGUUUGCUUUCUUACCUUUUUCCUGUGUAGUGAAAGUCUCGUUGGUUAUAUUAUUUUCUAUUGGUUUUCCAAGAUGUUUUGUGGGAAUCAAAGAAAUCGAUAGGUCGGUGGGAUUCGAAAAAACUUCCAUCUGUUGUUGCACUUGUAUAUUAUCUCUUUUUAGUAAGAAAAAUGAAAUAUAGAGUUGUGAUUUUUUUUGGCUA
Syzygium oleosum is the source of this 2756-nucleotide messenger RNA. Its product is annotated as GBF-interacting protein 1-like. NCBI's taxonomy places the organism in Eukaryota, Viridiplantae, Streptophyta, Magnoliopsida, Myrtales, Myrtaceae. The record is from RefSeq and is a predicted model, not a curated record. Gene Ontology annotation, cellular component: nucleus. The coding region runs from base 56 to 2356 and encodes 766 amino acids. The transcript has 9 exons.